Molecule: messenger RNA, 1053 nt
Organism: Nerophis lumbriciformis (worm pipefish)
Lineage: Eukaryota; Metazoa; Chordata; Actinopteri; Syngnathiformes; Syngnathidae
Source: RefSeq, a predicted model, not a curated record
AUGAAAGGUUGUGGCGUCGAGGUGCCGCCGAUCGAGAUCACCAACGACAUGUUGGCCCGGAUCGUCGACACCAACGACCAGUGGAUUCGCGAACGCAGCGGUAUUCGCACCCGGUUCUAUGUCGAGCCCGGAGUGGGCUCUUCGGACCUUGGUGCGGCGGCGGCCCGCAAGGCUCUCGACGACGCCGGCAUCGAGGCCUCCGAGGUCGAUUACCUGGUCUGCGCGACCAUGACCCCGGACCACUAUUUUCCCGGCAGCGGAACGUUGAUCCAGCAGAAGCUCGGCAUCGACGCGCUGCCGGCGCUCGACAUCCGCCAGCAGUGUGCCGGCUACGCCUACGGCUUGCAGAUGGUCGACGCGCUGAUCCAGAGCGGUACCGCGCGCACCGUGUUGUUGGUCGGCACCGACGUCCACACCAGUCUGAUGCCGUUCUCGGAGCGCACCUGGGACGUACUCUACGAGCGCGUCGAGGAACCUCUCGACGAGGAGGAGUUCGCUUGGAACAGCCAGUUCCGCCACCUCUUGGUGCUAUUCGGCGACGCCGCCGGCGCGAUGGUCUUCCAAGCCUCUGAAGAGGACGACGAUCGCGGCAUCUUGUCCCACGCGCUCUAUGGCGACGGCAAGCACCUGAAGAUCCUCCACGUCCCCGGCGGCGGCUCGAUCCACCGCCCCUUCGUCACCCCGGAGAUGAUCGCCAAGGGCGAUACCGUGCCGUCGAUGGAAGGCCGCUCGGUGUUCAAACUGGCGGUCACUCAGAUGCCCAAGGUCACCCAUGAGGUGCUCGGCAAGGCCGGUUACGACCUCGACGAUCUCGAUCUGCUGGUCAUGCACCAGGCCAACCUGCGGAUCAACGAGGCCGCCGCCAAGGUGCUGAAGCUGGGGCCCGACAAGGUCUUCAACAACAUCCAGAAAUACGGCAACACCACCUCGGCCACCUUGCCGCUGUGUUUCCACGAAGCCCGCCAGGCCGGCAUGGCACCCGAGGGAUCGCUGGUGGCAUUCACCGCGCUGGGCGCCGGCUUGCACUACGGAUCAGUGCUGAUGCGGGUCUAA